AUGCGCUACGUGGCCACUUACCUCUUGCUAUCGCUGCAGACCAGUGACGUGACGCGCGAGGCGAUGGUGCGCGUCUUGGCCGCCGCCAACGUCGACAUCGAUCACGAGCGCCUCGACAUCUUCUGGAAAGCCAUCCAAGACAAGGACAUUGACGAAGUCCUUGCGCACGGCUGGCAAUACCACCUGCACACAAUACAUGACAAGAAAAAGAAGACACGACGAACGCCCUACGUCUGCGACUGCUGCUAUGGCUUGACCACCCACAUUGCGCGAUUGCAUGGCGACGACGACGGCGGCGACUACUAG
Saprolegnia parasitica CBS 223.65 is the source of this 306-nucleotide messenger RNA. RefSeq lists its product as hypothetical. Bases 1 to 306 code for a protein of 101 amino acids. The record is from RefSeq and is a predicted model, not a curated record. NCBI's taxonomy places the organism in Eukaryota, Oomycota, Saprolegniomycetes, Saprolegniales, Saprolegniaceae. The transcript has a single exon.